Porites lobata is the source of this 44012-nucleotide messenger RNA. Lineage: Eukaryota; Metazoa; Cnidaria; Anthozoa; Scleractinia; Poritidae. The record is from the annotation of a GenBank genome assembly.
UCCAAAACUAGCGACAACUCCAGGGUGGGAGGAAGAGGAAGAGCGAAAGCUGGAAAUUUCGCGGCUUUGACUUCCUUUACAUUUUUAUUUUUCUUCCGUCAUCGUGUAGAAGUCUAUAGCUUGUAUGGAAGGGCCUUAUGAUCACCUUACGCCCGAAGUUUGUGGAAAAUCGCCGCGCAUUUUGCCAUUUGGCGCCCAGUCGGGCUGCCGUGAUGUAAUAUGGAUGUAAACGGAAUGGGAUCAGAAGUCAUCAAAACUGCUCGAUUGGAUAUCAACGGUGACAAUCACGAAACACGUUUACACUACAUAUGUCGUCUGUGAAAGUAGCUGUACGAGUCAGGCCGUUUGCAAGCCGUGAAAAUAACCGACGCUGCCGAUGUAUAAUUGGGAUGCAUGGAGCGACAACAAGUGAGUGUCGGCUCUCGUAAUAUUUAUUUCAUUCCCCUGUUAAUUUUUAAUUUUAAGUUUUAAUUUUUCAGUGUGGAGGGGCUGGUGGUAAAACAGCUGAAAAUGAAAUCUUGAUCAAUUGAUGUCUCUCCUUUACUCUUCUUCGGGAUUUGAAAAUAACAAUUUCUAAAUAGUGCGUUGGAAUUGACUAAUUUUACACGGUUCAUUUACUGAAUGCUUGUAUAUGGAUAUUAACACUUUGUUUUAAAAAAAUAAUCACUAGUAUAUUCACUGAUAUAUUUUAACAUCCGGAAGCAACUCUAAAAGUGUUUUUAAUUGUUUGGAAGCUUAUCAAUAAUUAAACAAUUUCAAAACUGCGAAAUAAUUUUUUACUUUUACCUACACAAUUUGUCGGUUUCAAAAAUUAAUGUAUUUUCAAAGCUUGUGGUUAUUUUAAAAUUAAUUUUGCCGUCGACCAUUUCGUUUCAUGCUGCUGAUAUUUUAAGUUGACUAGAGUUCUGUCUGUAUAUUAUUUAUGAAGAUUAUCUCCAGCAUGGUUACCUUGAUCAUGAGAUAAUUGAAAGGAAAAAAAAUUGUAAAAAGUCACUGGAUAUUUUCAUGUCAAUGUUGUUUCAUAUAUAAAUCGAUGGUGUUAUUCACAAGAAGUGAACAGUUGUUUUGUCUUUUUGCAUAUCGAAAGUGUUUGUUUUGAUUUUUCACUUUUAUAUUUAUCACUGAUCUGGCUGCAGCUGGGUAAACAUGGGAAAAAAUUUAUGUAAGAUCAGCAUGUUGUUUGCAAACCAACUUGACAUCUAGGGGGAAGUGGAAUGUAUGACAUUGGAAAAUGAGGGGAGAGAUACCUAGGGGGGCUGGGGGGGCAAUUUUUGCUUUUAAUAUGCCACGUCUGGCCUCUUGACACCCCUACCUCACCAUUAAGUCAAUUCUGUGAUCAACAAUAGACCCUAACUUAGUCAUGUUUGGGAAAAUGUCAUUGCAUUUAUAAUUACCUUAGAAAGCCUUCUACAUGUAACUAGGACACCCUAAUAUUAUUCUUACCCCCAAAUUCCCAAAAAUGUGGGACCCCUGUAUUAGUAACUUUAUUAUAGUCAAUCUAGUCAUAAAAAUGUGACCCCAUCCAGCAACACAUCCAUAUUACUGAGAAGUACCUCCUCGGCAGAGGACAGGAGGGGUUCUACAAGUCAGAUGCAAGAGCUUUGGUAGAGAACUUCAAAUGAUGGGCAACUAUUCAGAUAAGAUCAGUGGGAUUCCAAACAGAGGGCAUAACCAGGUUGAGUCUUCUUGCCCCUAACUCACUGCCCCUUAGGGCUUACAAGAAAUGGUACAAAUUAAAUGAGACAAUAUUCUUAGACCCUCUGCCUAAAAAAUCUUCUAGCAAUGCAAGCUUCUACUUUGUCUUGCAGGGUUAUUAAGAAUAUUAAAUUCUCUUACAGCUAUCCUCAACCCUAGAAAUCCCAGUGAAAAGCCCAAGAGCUUCACCUUUGAUUAUUCUUAUUGGUCGCAUAAUGAGGUAAGGUGUGAACAGGGUAAAGUGAAGCACUGAGGAUCCAUAUCUUGUAAUCUUCUAAGCACUGAAUGUUGAUAAAGUCACCUUCCUGCAGUAGCACAAAUUGUCUCUUCAAGACUUAAGACAUUUUAUAGCAGUACAACACAAACUGUGGUAGCAUUAACGGUAUAUUUAAAGGGAAAAGGCCUAACUUCUGGUUGGUGUGUGUCGCUCAAAAAUUCCUUUUCUUAUAACCUCUCUAUUGAAUGCAUUGUCUUAUUUUAUGACUGAGUUAGAAGGUGACUGGUGACUUGUGCCUGGCCUUUGCCUAUAAUUUUGGAUGAGAGCAUGAAAACUUACUUGCCUGACAGAAAUAUGUAUUUAUCCCUGAGACAGUUGAGACAGGACUGACUUUUGAGCCCUGAUUUUAUAGGAUUGUGUGACAAGGUGUUUUGUAAAUGUAUCAUGAUCUGUUUUUUUAAAAAAUUUUUUGUCUAUAGGGUGAUCCUCAUUUUGCUUCACAGAAGCAGGUUUAUGCAGACAUUGGCAAAGAAAUGUUAGAACAUGCAUUUGAGGGGUAUGUAUUAUUAUUUGUACAUGUAAAUGUUGAAAUUCAAAGUGAAAUUUAGGUUUAAAUGGUUUCAACCUUAAGUUCAAAUCUCAGUUUCUUUUGUUUCCUAACCCUAAUGUGACUAUUCAUGACCAUGAAUCGAGCUCCUUGCUUAUACGAACUUAAACUUUCCUAUUAAAUUUCAAAUUUUCAGUAAAUUGAAAUCCACUAGCUGAAACCCCUGUUGUUUUUCUUUUGUGAGUUUGUCGCUUCAAAAAUAUAUCAUAUACACGUUUCUUUGUUGCUUAUAAACCAUGUGAUAAUUCCCAUGAAUUGGAAUUAUGACUUUUAAUACACUUGAUUAUCUUAUUCUGUGAUGCAUGGAAAAACAUCAACUAGUAUACUUUCUCCAUUGACACCCUAGCAAGGGAUUAGAAGGGCUUUUCAUAGCAUUUUAUUCAGUAAAAUAAAGAGAAAGAAAUGUAAAAUUAAUAAUCAACUAUUAGAUAUUUCAUCUCCAGACAUCUCCCAAGCAUUACAAACUGUAGUCAAUAUUUUGCAUUUUUUUGUUUUUCAGUUACAACAUCUGUAUCUUUGCCUAUGGCCAGACAGGUUCAGGAAAGUCAUACACCAUGAUGGGAAAACAAGAGGCUGGCCAGAAAGGAAUUAUACCACAAGUAAGCUGUUUGAUAGUAAUAACUAAACAAAUGCCAGGCUCUGUAUGUGAAAUUAUUUUACACCCAAGCCUCAUCUUCCUUUAAUUGUUUGUGCUCACUUGAUUAGAAUGCGGGAAUACAAAUGUAGUCUAUAGGAAAUCAAGAUUAUAUACUUUUUGUCACCUGUUCUAGAGUCAGCAAGUCUACAGGCAUGCCCUGUAGGUCCCCCCAAGAUAGCAACAGGAUUAGUUGCAAGUAAAUUAGAUGCUCCGUCUGAACCCUACAGGAAAAGGCGGUAGGAGGGUUUGGUGUUACCCUCUGAGGGGAGGGGCUCAACCCCUUACCCUUUUACAUCUAUAUACCAUUUUUGACAAAGGUACCCCAUGGUACCCCCUUUACAUACCUACAUGUAGUUUAGAAAUUUAUAUCCCUUUAACUGCUGUAAAUGCAUUUUCUGUUAAAUAUGAGUAAAUGACAAAACUAAAAAAAUUAAUUUGCUUUUUCACUGUCAUAAAAUCCUUCUGUUCCCGUUUUAGGUCAUUUUACGGACCGAAAUGACUGAUUUCCCUACCCUUUCAUAUACUUCAACUAAUGAAAUCCCUACCCUUUCAUAUACCUGGGGCCUGAAAAAGACACCCCUUUCGGGCAGAGUCUCCCCAUAUAGGCCAUUAUAGGGAGUAUCCCCCCCCUCAUUGUGCCACAGUACAAGCUGUCCUUGAAGAAUAUUUUUUAAUAUUGUAUGCUAAAAUAUAGCUUUGCGAGGAUCUAUUUGAAAGAAUUGAUCGAGAAAACGGUGAAGAGGUGACAUUAUCAGCUGAGGUAAAAAUUAAAUAUUAAGUACAGUUUAAUUGUUGGCCUUGUGAGCUUUGGAUUUAAGUUUGGCAUCAUUUUUAUCACUUGUAUUGUUCACUUGGUUUUAUCUGCAAAUUAUUUUCAUUUACAGGAAAUUUAAAGUUUUCCCUUAUUUUUAUGUAGGUUGUAGCUUGCUGUGUUGAAAGAUCUGCGUUAAUGUUUUUUUUAAAAUUCUGAUGUUUUGAUCCUACAUUGAAUAAUGUGGAGAUGCUUGUUUUACAUGUAUGCUAUUUAGUGUGUGAAAUAGGGUAUACAUGCAUGAUGGACGCAAUGAGUGAUGACUGAAAUUUUACUUUUAAAAACUUAAUUCCUAGGUCAGCUACCUUGAGAUCUAUUGUGAACGAGUGAGAGAUUUAUUGAGUCCAAGUGCUGAAAACAACUUGAGAGUCAGGUGAGGUCUAUGUUCUAAUGAACAUUUCAUCCUUAAAUUAUAGGAUGUUUCUUACUCUUCCUUAUUAUUUUGAACCUUGGAAACCUAGUGUAGCUUAGGAAAUCCUAGCAAAUAGUUUUGUUGAAAGAAUGUGCAUGUACCAUGACUGUCCAUUUUUUUAUCUGUUUUGAGCUGGGUCCUUUUUUGUUUCUGUUUUUUUUGAAUAAAGGGAACAUCCAAUGUUGGGUCCAUAUGUUGAAGACCUCACCAAACUUGCAGUUACAUCUUUUGCUGACAUAAAUGAUCUCAUUGAUGAAGGCAACAAAGCAAGGUAUGAAAUGCUGUGAAUCGUGUCUUUUUGUUCCAGUCCUCGUUAAUUUGUUUGAUGUUAUAUACUUUACACCAAUCACCAGAACUAUUUGUUAAUACUCUCUUCAGCUUCUGUAUUCUGAAGUUUUUUCUGUUAUAGCUUAACUUUUGUUUGAUUAUGUCAAAAUAGAAAAACACCGUUUGGAACAUUUGCUCUGAAAGUUUUUACUUGUUAAUGCUGCUUUUGGUUGAUAUCUUCGGAACUGUUUGCUUUUAUCAUGAAGGUAUAAUGCACUUUGCAUUGAUGCUCCUUUGUCCAUUUGUUGUAGGACAGUGGCUGCCACAAACAUGAAUGAGACCAGUAGUAGAUCACAUGCAAUAUUCAGUAUUGUUUUCACACAGCGAAGGUAAUAAUAAUAAUAUAAUUUAUUAAGACCUAGUUAAGUUCUCAAUUUACAUUCUCUCAAUAUUAUGUGAACAACAUAGAGCAUUGUAAAUUAAAGUUUUCUGUGGAGCCUGAAUUUGUCAACUGAGUGAUCCAGUUGGCACUGGUUGGUGUUGAAUUUUUAUUUCAGGGUUUAAGCUGUUUUUUAUGCCCAUCCUUGCAUGGAUUCCCACAGUGGUUAUAGUUUCAAUAUAAGAGUCCCCCAGCAAGCCACUCAGUUUUUCUUUAAGAUUGCAGAACUCAUAAUUAUUAUGAAUUAUAUGGACACCAUUAAAGUACGCAUUUUGUGAUGACUUCCUAUCAGGCACACUACUUUUUCCUAAUUGUCAGUGUGGUUUGUUGAUUAGUGCAUUUCCCCCCUGACUUACCAGUAAAUCAGAUAAAAACAAAUUGUUUUAGUCUUUGAAAGUCAUCAACCAAUCACAUCUCAUUAAUCUCACCACAGAUAUAUAGGUUUUCUCUCUACCAGCUUUUAAGUGAAAAAUGGUGUUUUCUUUAGAAGUUAAAUGUAUUUUGGGCAAUAAUCUUUUGUAGGCAUGAUUCACUAUCAGAGCUUUCCUCGGCAAAGGUAAACAAAAUUUUGAUUAAUUUUUACUGCACAAAAUUUGGAUGAUAUAAUAAUUGAUACAUUUAUCGCAGUUAGAUUAAGUUGGUUAAAACUAGUAUGUCUCAUACAUUUGUUACAUGAUUGAAUAAACAGAAUUUAUGUCUUUCAGUGUAGUGGUGGAUCCCAGAGGGGGGUGGUUGUGGGUGUGGAUGGGCAGGGGAACCUAAUGUAUAAGAGAAGAAAAGCUUAUAAGAGAACUGUGUUUAAUUUUGUCCUUCAGUUCAUACUUUCAUGUAUUAUGAAGAGAAGGACUUAGAAUAGGGUUGUGGCUCUGAUAGCCUGGUAAUUUGUAGGUGUAUUAUUUAUGUAUUAACUUAGUCCCAUUCAUUGCACUGAUCUGGGGACCUUGAAAACAAAAUGGGGUUUGAAAGACCUUGAAAGAGGAACUUUAAAAAUUUACUUUAUGAACUGCCUCUUUACCAUAAAAUAUGUUACAUGAUCUCAUGAAUCAAGAUUGCCUGUAAUGAAGGUUACUAGAAAGAAAUAUGAGCAGCAAAAAAUGGUUGGAGGUUUGCUUCCCCCAUCAGUGUACACUGUAUGAAUUGACAGCUCAUUGUAAGGUAUAGAUAGGUGAACAGGUGACCUUUUUAAUGGAACCAUGACAACAGGUAGUUCACAUUUUUGUUGUAAGGAAUUAUUCGUAAUAGUUUUGUUUGUUUAAAACUGCAGGUCAGCAAGUUAAGUUUAGUAGAUCUUGCUGGCAGUGAGAGAGCAGAUGCCACUGGGGCUAAGGGAGACCGACUCAAGGUAUGUUUGUUAGAAGUAAGCUGUAUGAUUAUGUAUAAUUAUACAUGUAAUUAUGACACCAAUGUGUAUUAAUUUGUACUUAUCAACACAAUAGUGAGUCAUGUUGCAGUGGACAAUUGUUCCAUUCAGAAUAAAAAUUAUUGCAAUACUUCCUCUAAGUGUGCUGUGCUCAAGCAGGGUUAAAUGCUAGCAAGCUUUCUUUUUUUUAUUUUUAGGAAGGUGCAAACAUUAACAAGUCCUUAACAACUCUGGGGAAGGUGAUAUCUGCUUUAGCUGAACAGGUAAUCACUCAAAAAGAAAAAGUUUGACAAACUCUCUUUGAAGAAAAAUUUUAUAUGAAAAGUUUAACCUUGAAAAAUUCCCUCUUUAACAAACGUUGAUGUUGAUUCAGUCUGUGUUUUUUGAAAUUUGAUUUCUCCAGUCUUCGCACAAAAAAAGGAGAAGAUCUGAUUUUAUACCAUACAGAGAUUCUGUCCUGACCUGGCUUCUGAAGGAAAAUCUAGGUAAAGAAUGGAACAGCAACUUUUCUAUUGUUUUUAGAGCGUCAAACGUUUAUUAAAAGGCAACCAUUAUAUCUGUCCAACAGGAGGCAACUCAAAGACAGCCAUGAUUGCUGCUAUAAGUCCAGCUGACAUCAAUUUUGAAGAAACGUUGAGCACACUGAGGUAUGAAAGAGUACAUUUCUUACAUGUACACUAGUUAAAGCUUCCUCUUCAGUCUUGUCUCUGAAUUCGUCACUUCGUAGAUGUCAACCGAUGUUUUCAGAGUCCAUGGGUAUUGGUGUAUAGUUUGGCAUUCCAGCGGGUGAUAUGGCAAGUCUGUAGGUUUGGAAAUUUGACUACAGUCGAAAAAAGGAUAGGGUAAAGAGAAGGCUUUUCCACAUUGUUUCGUGUGACUAAAUUGUGUCCUGUAUGAAACCAACAUUGUUGACACCGCCUCUGAUCUUUCCAGUAGAUCUAUGCCUAUGUAUGUUUUCAGCUAUAUGCAGUUUAAUAAAAUUUAAUGACAAGGAGGUGUUAACUUAUCUUGUUUGUUCAUCAGAUAUGCUGACCGGGCAAAGCAGAUUGUAUGUAAAGCAGUUGUCAAUGAAGAUCCCAAUGCCAAGGUACUUACUACCAUUAUAGUGAAGCAACUGUGGAUUGGAUAUUCUGUACAUGAAAUCCUCUCUCUUACAUGUAACAUUUAAACUGAUACAGAUUAUUAGAGAACUGAAAGAAGAAGUCUUAAAGCUGAAGGAACUGCUCAUUAAGGAAGGCUACAAUCCUGAGGAACUUCAAUGUAAGUUGAAAAUGACCCCUUUUCUGCAGGCAAGUCCGUUGCACACCCUGUUACAAGCAAUGGAUUGGAACUUCAUGCCCUGACUGCUACCACCUUGCCAUUGUUUGCUUUUUAUUGAUAAUUAAGUUAACUUGACUUCUGUCAAGAGCCCAUGACCAAAAGUGAGUACCUGCCACACUAGGCCUACGUCACGGCAUUUUUACCCGACCGGUUUAUUUUUAGAUACAUUCUAGAGCAUUUUUUGCCAAGAAAAUAGAAGCUCCGCUGUGUCUAUAAGCGCUUUCGAAAAACAAGAUAUGAAGAAGGAAAACUAAAUAAGGUAAAAAAUACCAUUAGUUUGUGAGACUUUUGACGCCAAAAUCGUUCUAAAAGUACGCUGACCGGUGAAGAAGUCAUGACACGAGUAUAAUUUAUGUUAAUUGAUUGCUCGGGGUUAUGGACUCCUGCUUGUGUAAGUUGUCAUUUUUUAAUUUUUUUCCAUAUAUGGUAGCCGCACUGAAACAGGGCUCGAUGACUUUACCCAGAAGAUACAGCCAGGAUUCUCAAGAUGGAACCCUGGAGAGGCUGAAGGUAACAUCAUCAUGUACCAUGCAAAUCCUCUAAAUGCUGAAUUGUAAAUGUGCCUACGUAAAGAAGUCCUAAACGAAAAAUGGUACAAGUGCUUUCUUUUUGUGCCAAACAUUCGGCAAGUUAGAACCUUUUCUGAAUUGUUUUGGACGAGAUGGAGAAGAGAGAGUGAUUACGUCGCGAAAACUAAAUUUGUGAAAUCAUGGGAUUGGUUUGAAUAUCCAGAAAGAACAAGCUGAAAAAUGUUUACUUCCCAAAAAUCAGCCUGUGGGUUCAAAUUGGUGGGGAGAUAAAAGCAACGUUAUUCUCCAAUGACUCCAUAUAAAUCCUUCUAACGUCAAAAUCCAGGCAAAUCUUAGAAGGAUUCGUAUGGAGUCAUCAGAUCAUACCAGUGCUUGUAUCUACCCACCAAUUUGCACUAUCAAGCUACUUUUUGACAAGGGUGCUUUUUUCAUCUUGUUCUUUCUGAUGUUAACGAAGUCACACUUUUUUUUCUCUAUUGCUUGCUCAGUAGCCUUGGAGGAUAGAGCUUUUAGAAGUGUUUUUUUAAUCCUGAUUAUAGAUAUCAGAAAAACUUAUAGCAGAGCUCAAUGAAACUUGGGAAGAAAAGCUGAAAAAAACAGAAGCCAUCAAGCAGGAAAGGUCAGUUGAAGGGGUGUAAACGUUGAAUGUGAUUCUGGAGUGGAUGCUGCAUUUUCUCUAGCUUUUUCAUGGAAAUAUUUGUGGGUUUGAUCUUAUUUGAUUAUCCGCUGAGGACACUAGCUCGUGGAAGGGUCUGUGAUGUGCGUCAGAAAAUUAGAAUUAAACCCUAUGAAUUAGACCAAUCAGGAUGUGGCCCGACUUCAUUUGACCCUAGUCUGCGAGCAAGAUAUCUCCAUUUCGGUUAGUCGCGAGAGGUCACGCGAGAGUAGCACGCGAAGACGCGAGUGCGAGGAGGAGACGCGAGUGCAAGGAGAGGUGAAGAAAGGGCGAGCUUUUAUUUUCCCCCGGCCGCUUGCUCGCAGGCUAACUUGACUCCUUAACGAUGCCAUUCUAAAACAGGCAACCUGUUCGUUUGUGACCUCUUCAUUCCGUUAAUGACGAAUGUUGCAAUCGAUAACACGUGUUGCUGGUCUAGUCCACCAACACAGUAUGACAGGGUUUUUUUAUGCUUCAAGUGCAUUCCUAAGUAAAAAUGUUUCACAACGAAAAGAAGCAUGGUUGAUUCUACAGUGAGGAAUGUAAUAUUUGCUGUUCGUGUUGACAGUCUUUAAACCCCUAAAAGGUACAACGAGAAGAUUCUCUGUCCCUUUUAAACAAGAGUUCCUCCCAAGUUAAUGUAUUUAUUUCUUUAUUUAAAUAUUUUUUGGUAAAAAAUCUUGCAAUGCUCAAUUCUGUAGGGAGGCGAUGUUAGCUGAAAUGGGCGUGGCCAUAGGUGUAGACGGUCACACAGUGGGGCUAUUUCAGCCAAAAAGGGUAAGAAAUUAUUACUGUAACUGCUACUUUGAUGCAUAAUUAGACAUUCCAACCUGUACUUAAGUGGCUAUGUCACGAGGAUAUCGCUGAUUUUGGUAUAUUUCGUUCUGAAGUUCUUACUUAGUGCUUCAAACCUAUGUUCAAAAUACUCCCGUACAGUUAUGAAGAAGAUAUCAAACGGAACACUAACUAGGAUAUUUUUUGGUGGUUCAUUAAAGUGCUUUGGUAUGGACAAGGCUGUCUUGGAGAUCGAUGCAAAGGAAGUCAGAAUAACAAAGAAAUCAAAGAAAAAAAAAUUAAACGAAUGUAUUCGUUUUCUUUUUUAACAGAGACCCCAUUUAGUAAACUUAAAUGAAGAUCCUUUGAUGUCUGAAUGCCUUCUGUACUAUAUAAAGGAUGGAAUUACAAGGUAAUGUACAUGCAAAGUAGGAAAAAGGAGCUGACUACAUAACAAACUCAUCCACCACAAAAGCCUGACUUACCGUAAUUUAAAAUUGAAAAUUAUACUAACGGGUUUUGUUACUAGUAAUAUACAGUCAAACUUCCACUAAUGCAUAUGGGCAUCUCUCCACAACGGCCAGUUUUUUGGCGAACAGUCCAUACAUUGACUCUUGUUUAGACCUCUCUACAACGGCCACUUUCUUCUGUUUCCAAGAUUGCCGUUGUGGAGAGGUUCGACUGUAGAAACUGAUUCCGUUGUGGCUGACUGGAUUAUAUAAACAAUUGUUUCACGAGAUUUUCCUUCUUUUUUUUACAGGGUUGGCCAAGCAGCAGCAAAAAGUCAUCAAGAUAUUCAGCUGAGUGGAGAGAACAUUCUCAAUGAACACUGUCUUCUAGAGCACACACCAGGCAAGUAAAUGACUUUCUUCACUGCUUUCAAUUCAUCUAGAGUUAAACGAAGGAGGUGCUACUGAGUGAGAAGACACAGUGGUAGAUUCAGGGGUGGGGAGGUGGGGGGAUCAAUUGCUACCUUUACUCUGAGUUCAAAGUUUUAAUAACUCCUCGGCCACUACUGUAAGUUGUAAACCGCUUUGCUGUCCAAAUACUAAUUAUUUUUAUUAUGAAUAUACUUUUUUCUGGUAUACAGUUGAUCGGCCUACUAGCCUAUAGCUCGUGAUAAACAACAAAACGCGGAAAUAAUGUUAAUUCGACUACUUUUAAAGUUCUAUAUCAGUACAAUAUUGUAGUAACCAAUCAUUAUUUCAAUGACUGAUUAUUACAAAAAGUCAGGAGAACGAGACUGGAGCUUUUUGGUCCUGUAAGAAGGCAUGAAGUGAUGAAAAGAAAACGGUUAUCGAAGCUUAUCUUCCUGAGAAGCGAAGGAGAGAGAGACCAAGAAUCAAAUAAAACAGACAGUGAAGAAGGUUUUGGGCUCACUGGAAAAGGCAACGGCGAUGGCACAAAACUGACCGUUGUAUCGCGCUGCUGUGAGAGACGCUACGCUCUCAAGGGAGCGGUAAUGACGACCACGAUCAGUACUGGCAACUUAACCAUUCUUUUCCUUUUUUUCCGCAGGUGUUGUCAAGAUAAUACCUUGUGAGAACAGCCGUACGUUUGUCAAUGGAAGGCUGAUUACAGAAUCUACAGUGUUACGAUCAGGUGAAUGCUGAUUCAUAUUUAUAAGCCUAAAAACCCUUGAAUUGUCUGUUGUUGUUGUAAGCCGGAUCUCCGUUAGUUAUGUUAAAUAUUUUUGAAACAUACAACACGCUGUUGUAUUUUUAUGGCCAAAUCAAAUUGUAAUGCAUUCCAAAGUGGGAAGGUGCCUGAAAUGACAGUUUUUGAUCCAGGCCCUGUCCGCACUAAUGCGUUUUCGUUUGAAAACGCAUACAUUUCGAUGCGUUUAGGCCUUCCGUCCACACUAAUACGCUAAGGGUUUUGAUCGAAAACGCAUCGAUUUGAAAACGCUCUUGAAAGUUGAUCAAAACGAAUACACAUACAUGUCCUAUUAGUUUGGACGGUCCAAAACGCAUCAAAAUAAAAGCGUUGACCGAAAAUAUCGCAGGCGCGCGUGUUUGUAGCAGGCGCAUAGUGUUCAACUUACGGCACAACGUGCAAUUCUAUCGUUUUCGAACAUUUUAGUUUGGACAUUUGAGAACGCAUCAAAACGGUAGUGUGGACGCGAAUCGAUCGAUGCCUUUUCGAUGGCAACGAAAACGUAUACUUUUGAAAACGCAUUAGUGUUGACAGGGCCCAAAGUUGUUGAUAUUGACCUAAGCAAUCUAUUUUCUCUUUAAUUAAUCAAUCUUGCUUCUUUCAUCAUAGUUUCAGGUUCCAUCAGCUUGAGCAACCCACCCCCCCCCCCACUUACCACACCUCCCUGUAGGUCGCAUUCGCCUAAUUUGCAAUUAUUCGACUUCAGUCUUUUACCCAGAACCCACUGACGAAUGCUCGGAGAUCUGCAUAACCUUUGUUUUUCAUUUCUCCUGGGCAUUACAGCCGUCCCAAGAGGAAUUAAAAACAAUGCUUGCGCGAAAUUUUGGAGGGCAAAUAAGGUGCAUUAUGGGAAAUGCGGAAGUGGCGUAUAUUUAUUGUUACUAUUAUUUUUUUUACAUUUCAGGGUCGCGGAUAAUUCUGGGAAACAAUCACGUGUUCAGAUUUAAUUUCCCUGAUCAAGGUAGGGUGCAGUGUACCUUGCAGUACAUUUUUAGACGAUAACUGUGACCGUGCAGACAAUAUUUAUGUCGUGAAAUUAGAGCGUUAUCACCCUUAUCAUUACUUACGUUCUAAGCGUGGCAUUGUGCGACAAAUGGCGAAACGCACCGUCUGCUAGGUCAGCCAACAAGGUUGCCGUUUGCUUGCAGUGGAAGCGGCUACUUGCGGAUGCCAGGUUUACGUAGUUAAUCGAAGAAGCGAAAUUGUAAUUACUCAUUUUUAUUUUUAGCCCGUGAAGAAAGAAUUCGCCAAUCACGUGGAAAUCUUCUGGAAGAUAUAAAUGGUAUGUUUUUUUCCAGUCAAUUGUAAAGUUACGGUGAUAGAAAAUGAUCGUUCCUAGAUCUACGACGGUUUCCGGUUUUUUUCUUUAAGCUUCUUUUAUUAUGCAAAUUAAAUGGGAAGCUUGUUUACGCAAGCACAUAAAUUAUGUUAAAGAAGAACUAUGUAUUUAACCUUGCUGUCAUAAUUUGAUCAAGUUAAACCUACAGAAAAAAAAACGUUUGUGUCUUUGUUGUACAAGUUUAAUGUAAAAUAACCUUUUUGCAAGAAAUGUUGCUAGUAGACUAAAUUAAUUCAAGCAUAGUCACACAGAUCUCCUUAGUUUUUGCCUGCGCGUCACUGAGUGCGUGCGUACUUUCAUGAUUUCACAAACCGCUGUAGUAAGUUUGUCAUGUCCGUGUUUGCCAACUGUCUCAGUCAGCAAUAGACAUUUGAACCCUAUGACAACUGACUUGAAUUUAACGUUUGUGUCUUCAUAACACGUUGGUACUUUGGCACGUGGUAAAAUAGUCACGAAGUCUUAUCUCCUCGUUAAACGAACGCCAUUAGCUGUUUUAGAGAAUCUGAACAGAAGCGCGUUAAAGAGUGAAUGGUGAGUUCCUAGGUUACAGGGCUCCAGUGCAGAGUCUGGAGGGUGGAUGACAUGUUUUUUGCUUAUAAACUUGGCCUUUACUUUGGCGAGCUCAAUUGACUGUAUUCUGGAAUGAUGAGAAGUGAAAUUCCACCGCGGUCAAACGCUUUAGGAGUUUUACUGUAAGAAGAUUUUGUUGACUGUGAAGUGGAAGAAUGUGUAAGGAUGCAUAUAAAUUGGCUUGUUAAUGUAAAUACGAUUUCUCUUGUCUUAGAUAACGAAUUAAGCCAGACUUUUGGUUCUAUAUACUCCUUAUGAAAUUAAAAUAAUUCUGACUGAAGGCGCUGUCAAGUCUGAACGGUUUUGGUGAAGUUCCAAAAACAUUAGCAAAUCAAAACAGCGUCUUGGUAAAGUGUCAAACGUUGAACGUCAAAAAAUGAUCGCUAGUGGCCUUGAAGUACUUUGCUUUGCGUUUUUCUAAUUUCUCUCGUUUGUGUUCUCGUGAAAAAUGGUGGGAAAAAAAUCCGCUCCAGUUUUAGGCGGAACUGUAACUGUAACAGCGGAAACCAUGUCUGGCAUACAACGUCUAGAUGUGUGAAUCAUUCCAGUGUGGCUUCAACAUCCCUGUCAGAAUAGGAUCUGCAAAAGUAGCGAUUUUUGUUCUGAAAAAGAGCGAUCGAAACCACUCUUGGGGUUUGCUUAUGUUUGGUUAUUCCGCAGGAAAAAGUGACGGUAAAAGUGAAGAACCCGUUGAUUGGUCAUUUGCUGUGUUGGAAUUGUUGAGAGAACAAGGCUGGGAUGUAAAGGAAAUGAAUGACAGGUAUAAACGAGUCGUUUACUGAGAUCCAAACUUAGCUGAUCCCCGAAAGGAAAAUAAGAAAUAAGUGAAAUCAUCAUCAUCAGCAUCACCAUCACCAGCACAUCAUAAUUCGGUACAUAUAGUGGAGGAUAUGACUGUAAUAACGUGACAUAUCUUAUGAAAAGCGAAAACAUUUCGACCGACAUGUGCGAGAUUACUUCAUCAGGGACCCUGAAAACUGCAAAAAUAUUACGCGGCAUUCACCUAAUGCGAGCUACCGGAUUAUUUAUAAUUUUUUUUAAACUUUCUACCCUAGCAAGUGAAUGAUUAAUUAAGCAAUAUUUAGCCAUCGCUUCGACUUGAGGUUUUUUUGCCAUUUUUUUCCCAUAGAGUUCUUGAGCUAGAAGAGCAAAUAAAAAAGGAAAAAGAUCAAGCGGAUUUGCUCCUCGAACAACAAAGACUGGUAAGUAACUCUUGGGCGUCAAAGCUUGGGCCUAGAUGGGGUGCUUCGAAAAACACCCCUAGUAAAGCCAAGUGACUUCUGAUAAACUUGAAGAUUCUCCUUCCAGUUUGCCCUGUAUAUGCUUAUAAAUGAAAGAGAGAAUUUCAUAUAACAUCAGCAGUCUCUUCGCGCCUUAUUCCAUGCUCCCUUUCGUUAGAUUAUCUACAUCAGUCCUUAUUGAAAGAGAAGACAGCCAUCACCCGAAACCCAAUUUAACAGUCUUGGUUACGCACACCGUGGAAAAAGCAAUUUCCUGCGGCUUUCUCCCGCGGUACACUUAUCAUGGCAUUGUAAACACCAAGAUAACAGUAGUUACACUGCAAAUUGCGCGGUAGAGGUUUCAGAACCGCUCUAUUGGCAGGUUGUCUUGGCAUGAAGUUCAGGAAGCCGUCGCUUACUUUGAACGUUUAGACGUCUGCAUGGUUAUGUCCAACGAUAAAUUCAUCACGAGAAGAAACUGUUACACGCAAUCACACAAUUACACAGUUCUAUUUUUCCCCUGGCAAAAGACCUUAGCCUGCGGGAAAAUGGCCGGCCCGUGUAACAGAAACUUUUACUUGGGUAUCAAUAUGCCAUUCGCCGAGUUCCAAAAACCCACACUUUUAAAACCAGGCUAAGUGCAAAACCUCUUUUGCGAAAAUGAGUUCCAUUUGCGUGAGAAUAAAAAAUCAUUUUUAUAUCAGUGGCUUCGCUCUUAGCCUCGCUUUGAACAGAAUUCUAUGGGCCGAUUCAAUCAAACCUUUCAGAUAUUCGUAAACGUUUCCACUUUACUGUCGACAUAAUAGCUAUUUACUAAUGUUAAUUUUAAACGUAAGGUCAGAUCGCUAUUAAGAAAGGUAGCUGAAGUGAAGUAAUCAUCUUGAUGAGUUGAUGACCACGACUGAAUUGUUUGUUUUAUUUAGACCUACGAGUCCAGACUACAAGAAUUGCAACGACAGGUAAUUUAGUUAGAGAAACGAGAACCACAGACCCAUUUCUACAUUUACGUUCCUUUUGAUGAUCCAACAUUGCUCUAAUGUAUUCUAAGAAUUACAUCAGCUGUUGGAUAGAACAAUCUUUCAGUUGAAAGGUUGUAGGAUAAGUUAAGUUGAGGUUUAAAGCGGUGCCACACUACACUAUAUUCGUGAUCUUACGGAACAAACUUAUAACAGACCAAUGUACAGUUAAAUGCUAAGCGUCCGAGCCUUUGCGUGGAUGCGAGGCUGUGGGUGACGUUGUUUUGAUAGCCACCUCACGGCCAUCUCGAGCCAUAUACAUAUGCAUCAGAAGGUGAUUAACCCUUGAAGAUGUUUAAGAAAAAUCCAGUGAGGUUUCUAAGGUCCCCACUACCCUUGCUUCCACUCAACACCAGAAUACUCAGUACACGCUGAUGCAACUCCCCAAUGCAACACACAAUGAAACAACUUAUUUUUGCAACUAUUUCUACACAUACACAUACAUUCGUUUUUAGAUCUAGAAGUGUUAGUCCAUAAAUUUUAUUGCGCUGCUUCUAGCAGUGUCGCUUUGUGUAACGCUUAAUUACCCAUCGUCAUCUUUCUUAAAGUAGAGAAUAUAAUUUUUACUAUGGAAGCUUAUGGAGCUGCCACACAUACAGUUAAACCCCGCGACUAAGAACCUGUUUUUUUUUCAAGUCAGCCUAAACAGGUUCUUAUAUAAAAUGGUAGUUAGCACAAGUUUAGGCUAUUUAGGUUCUUAAAUAGGUUCUUAUUUACUGCAUCCUCGGAAACCCACUAUCUGCUCCUGGGUCUCCGAGGAUGUAUUUACUGAAGAAUAUAUAUAUAAUAAUAUAUAUAUUAUUGAAGAGUCAAUACUAAUCAUUCGGGCCCAUAUAAUUUGUACACUGUUCGUUGUAAAUCAAUUUUUUUAUUUGAACCAUUGGCAUUUACAUUGCACUGUAAUUUUCAGGGAGUUAUAAUAACUCCUCUAGUGGGGCUAAUUUAACUCCUUACAGUGGAGUUAUUUUUCGUGGAGUUAUUUUAACUCCAAAAAGGAGUUUAAAGAACUCUUUUUCAGGAGUAAAAGUGACCACAGAUUUUGAGGAGUUAAAAUAACCCCAAAAAAGGAGUUAUCCUGUACCUAAAAUUUUUACUCCACUUUCAGAGUUAAAUUAACUCCAAAAAGAGUGAAAACAACCCCUGCAAGGAGUACAAGUAACCCCAUUUCGGAGUAAUUUUAACUCCAAGACUGGGAGUAAAAAGAACUCUUUUCAGGAGUAAAAAUGACCCCAAAUUCGGAGUUAAAUUAGGAGUUAAAAUAACCCCAAAAAAAGGUUAUCCUGUACCUAAAAAUUUUUACUCCACUUUCAGAGUUAAAUUAACUCCAAAAAGAGUGAAAACAACCCCUGCAAGGAGUACAAGUAACCCCAUUUCGGAGUAAUUUUAACUCCAAGACUGGGAGUAAAAAGAACUCUUUUUCAGGAGUAAAAAUGACCCCAAAUUCGGAGUUAAAUUAGGAGUUAAAAUAACCCCAAAAAAGGGGUUAUCCUGUACCUAAAAUUUUUACUCCACUUUCAGAGUUAAAUUAACUCCAAAAAGAGUGAAAACAACCCCUGCAAGGAGUACAAGUAACCCCAUUUCGGAGUAAUUUUAACUCCAAGACUGGGAGUAAAAAGAACUCUUUUUCAGGAGUAAAAAUGACCCCAAAUUCGGAGUUAAAUUAGGAGUUAAAAUAACCCCAAAAAAGGGGUUAUCCUGUACCUAAAAUGUUUACUCCAUUUUUGGAGUUAUAAUAACUCCCUAAAAAUUACGGUGUGCAUUUGGAGGAUACGGCACCUAUGUGUCCAAAGAGGAUUCUGAAUGUUGACUCUGAAAUUCAGCAUUUCUUCAUAGAUUUUAGAAAAAAAGAACUUCUUUCAAAUCUUAGGCUAAACAGGUUCUUACAAUGUAUACAGAGGGGACUUAACUGGAAAAUGUUAGCCUAACGGGUUCUUAAAUUCCAGGUUCUUAGUUGCGGGGUUUUACUGUAUAGGGAGUAAGAAAUAUUUUGAAGCAAUGAGUGUAUUCAGAUGUAAACGAAAAUAUUCUACAUCUUGUAUUAUGAUAAUUCAUAACAAAAUUUGAUAAUGUGUUUAAUUGUCGUGGAUUUGGCACCCUUUUCGAGAAAACGUUUCCUAACUUUCUAAGUUUCUAAGUUAUAAUCCAUAGUAAUCUCUUCCGUUCUAAACCAUCCUGUUACGUCUUUGAUAAUUUUCUAUUUUACCAAACUAAUAUUUUUAGGUUUCCUUCACUUUCAAAAUUGAAAAACGAUAACAUAAAUUAUCGUGACAGACUGCUUCUUAACAAUUUUAAGAGAAAAAUUAAUAAAAAAUUCUUCAUGCUAAUACGCCAAACAAAACAAUAACAACAUGAAUAUUUUAAACGAUAACGAUACUUAAAGAACAAUAUCAACUACAUCAUCAACAAAAAAAUAACAACAACAAUUGCUAUUUCUAUUGCUAUGAAAGCAUGCAUUCUUAUUAUAUUUUUUUUUCGUAACUUGUCUUUUUCAUCCUUUAGAACAUUUCGCAGCAUGGUUCUUCGCGAAAAAAGAAAAAAUUGUUGAUCUUUCCGCAAACGAAAACAGCUCAAAUUCAUUUCCCGCCCAAGGAUUCCCGCCAUUUUCGUCAUGGGCGGGCUUCAGCUACUGAAGGCGUCUUGAAGGUAUUGUUGUAGCCUUCUGUUCUGGCGCAUUUCUGGGAAGGUCGCGCAAGCACUGGAACGCGCUUUGGCUACACGGCACCCAGGCAAAAAAGGCUCCAUAGCCCUCCCCCGGCCCCCUUCCCCGUAUCCCCCAUUUUGCUCUUUCAUCUUUACGCUUACCCUAUUGACCUCACUUUCUGCUAUUCCCAAGCUUCUUCUUCUUUCAAAAUCGAACAUGGCGGCUACACCGAGAAAACACUAGUUGAGUGCUUACUUUUUCGAAAACUUAUACGUCUGCAUUUCGAAUUAGCGUUGUUAAGCCGCAAACACGUCGACACACCUCGACGAAACCAUUAUUUUUUAGCUUGUCUCAAUAUCUGGAAGACAACAAUCUUCUUUUUCUUUGGUAAAAGCUCAACCCUUAACAAGGGCAACAGUUUGGAACGAAGUAAAUUUGAUAAAGUUUUAAUGACAAACGAGUUGUUAAAUAAAGCUGCCUAAUGCGCUGUAAAUAAACAAUCAAUUGUAUGCUAUAAAUUGUUCAAUAAAUACGGGAAACAGCCUUUAAAGCUCCUCAAAGUCUUAGGGAGACUAACUAAAAUGAUACUAACCUUUAAUAAGACAUUCUAGAAGCAUGCUUCUGGACAUUCUUAAACGUGAUUUCUCUAAGCCAGAACUGGGAGUAACCACAUUUUUUGUUAAAUAGCAGACUUCGAUGUGACAAGUCUCAACUCUAAUUUUUAAACUUCACUAAUCAUGUGUACUUUGUAAUGUUUUUAAAAAUUUUGAACAUAUUGAUUUAAGUUAAGGGUUUUAGAGAUUGCUGAUUUUGUGGUUUCUUACAAGAACUCUUUCGCUUCGCUGAAUAGAAACAGCUAUGUGGGAUAUCAUGAGUAGCAUAAGUCGUUCUAGGCUCUUAUAGUCGUCGCAAGUGUAGACUACGAGUAGUCUCCAUUUUUCCACUGGAUAGUAGAGCGUGCGAAACGCGAGCGCGCGUGAAAAUCACCUCACUCGAGAAAGGCGAGACGCGGUGGUAAGAAACGUCUCGCCUUUCUCGCGUGGGGUGAUUUUCACGCGCGCUCGAGUUUCGCUCUGUCUACUAUCCCUGAGGAAAAAUGGGGACUACUUGUAGUCUAUCGCAAGUGCGAACAAAAAGGAAAACAAAAAACAGCAACAACAAAAACAACGAUCCAACGCGAGAAUACAAGGACGACGAUUGCCCGAGAGCCUGUUACAGGUUGCAUUGUCAACUUUCUGUUUUCAGUCUAAUUUUGCAUAAACGAUUGUUUUGAAUCCUUCUGGGAGUACUUCAUAUUCUCAAGAGCAUUUGAAAACAAUCAAUUUACGUUUCUCGGAAACUGUCCACCUGCCUUCUCCCCUAAGACAACAUUUUGCCGUAAGUGAGAAGUAGGUGUUAAAGUUGGCUUUGGGGAGGGGUAGGUGGGCAGUUUUCCAGAAACGCCAAUGAUCCGUCAAUACACAUAAUCAUGCGAAAUAAGAUAUUUGUGUAUGCAGAAAAGUUGAUGGGAAUUAGUUUCAAACAGCUGCUUUAGGUAAUGUAAGUAGUUCUGCACACGUGUCAUUUUCGUUAGCCUUUAGAUGUAGUAAUUCGUAGGUCGUUUCGUACGGAACUUUUAUCGCAAGAUUCAUUUCAUGUUAUUGUUUAGAUGGACCUGUCAUCCGUUCAGUCCAGUGAAUCUGUGGAUAGUGAUAUUGAUGUGGAAAGUUUUGACAGUAAGUGACAUAUAUUACUCUUGUUCUAGCGCUCAAUUACAUGACGCGGAAAAUGUAGUGCAGAAAACUCAUUUUCAUACGCUCCAGAAUAGACUCUAAACAAAAAAAAGACAUGGCUGACAUGUCGAGAAGACAACUCGGCCGAGCGGUUAAUCUGGCGGCCGCCCUGGGCCCAUAAGGGGAAAGGAUAAUUUUAAAAGUCUUCAGUACUCUUCAUUUUUCUGACAACUAAACGAGGGCUUCUAUAUGUAACUCUGAAUACGUGAAAACUUUUUUGUGCGCAGUUAUUCACAAUAACAAUUUUUUUCUCUCCUCGUAAAGCUGGCGGACGCUGCGUUUGUCACGUCCGAUUGAAUUAUUCUGUUGUAUUUUUUCAGGCGAGAGUCCGCUGACUGAGAGUGAGCUUAAUCUUGCUGAACUGGUGGUGGACAAAUGGAAGUGUUACCAGUACACUUCACUUAGGGUUAGUUCCAUAACAUUGACAUUUUUUACAAAGUGUUGAUCACAACAAUAUAUUUGACUACUCACGCAUAGAAGUAUGAUUAAAUGGUCGGAGUAUAGAUAACAAAGAUACUGUCUACGUGACAGGGAAGGGCUAAUUUAAAACAAGAUUUUCCUUUCGGACCUGCUAGCGCAAUUGGCCAUUGAUUGCCAAGUUACAAAGCCGCACCCUCCCGGCUUUAUUGAAAUGUGGCAAAGUGUGAAAACUUAAAUGCAAAUGUUACGAUGGUUACCAUCUUUUUUUCUAUAGGAAUACAUUUAAUAAGAAUAUCAAGCCUGAAAUUUGAGAAAUUUUAAGAAUGUUUUAAGAAUAAACCUGAGGCUGAGAGUUUGAAAAGGACUCAAUUUUGACUGUUGAAAAUCUUUAAAUACAGUACAAUUAUUGCUUUCACCAAACGGCAAGAACCCUGGAAAUUGAAACCGCAAUACAUUCUAAAGCGGAAAUGCCAUAAGCAAUAAUCUGUUACUAAGAAUAAUUCAAGAAUAUUUUCAGCCUAAAAUCGACAGAAAUUAAUAAUAUUCAGCCUGGGUUGGAAAAACAAGAUUCUUUUAUAAAAAAAAGAGUGUAUUGGCAAUUGGCCGCUGAAUCAGAAACGUACUUUUUGGUUGUUUGUUGAGUGUGAACCGCCCUCGCCAGAAUUUUUGCGGUGUUUACUGUCAAUUCAUUUGGGAUGAAAUUUAGUUUCCAAUUGGCUUAACCAUGCUGGUUUUUAAGGUUUCUUUGGUUUGAUUUUGAUUCAUUAGGAUGACUUGUUGAGCCAUGCUGUCCUGCUGAAAGAAGCCAAUGCCAUAAGUGUGGAAUUAAGAAAAAAGGUAGAGUAUUAGAGAAAUAGCGAGUGUUGCCAAUGAACACGUGAUAUAGUAUAUUGAAGGUGUCGUAGUUUUGCUGUUUCUUGGAACGCCCUAUUAGAAAUGAUAAGGUCAAAGGGGAACGGGGCCAAAAUGUUUCUUGUCAUUGGAGAGUUAAAGCUUCAGGUACACAGCAAACGGCAAACGCCAGAUUCAAGUUGAGCAUUUCUCAAAAUAGAAAUUGAGCGGAUGAAAACAGCUCAAAACAAUUCUUAUGGAUAAAAAUUGUGUGAAACUGCUAAUUUAUGUGUUGAAAUAAUGAUCAGUAAACGACAAGUGAAGGCAGCCUCCUCCUCAGGCGCUUCGUUUUUGGCAAGGUAGAGGCGAGCGACUGCUGAUGAACCGCAAGGUACCAUGGAAAGGGUACAGACGGCAGUGUCUCCUUCCCGCCUUCCUUUGCGCGCACAUCUUGAUCGAGAGAGAGACGUCUGGGUACGAGGCGGAAGUAAAGGGUAAACUUGGUCACGUGGUACAAAUUCGCGUUUGCCGUUUGACGGAAACGUGAUGCUUAACCUCUCUGUUGUUUCUGGGAUCGUUACUGGAGACGUGCCGGACAGCUAUUGGCCAUCGUCCUUAGUAACAGCCCCAGAAGUCUUUGCGUAGAGCCCAUUUUGAGUUUAUACCACGUGAUACUGUGUUGGUGUUGUGGCGAAUUGCAUUUUGGGAGACAAAUUUGGACCCAGUUUCAAGCAAAACCUGGCAAUAACCAAUGAUGCGAUAGCGUUCCCAAACAGUGACACAGUGCGAUAGUCCGGUUUCGAAUUAAAAAUUACCGCUGAAUGUAAACAUUAACGACACAUUCAUACAGGGUUAGCCUCGACGUAAAGUAAAAUAUUCAGAAAUUCUGGCAAGUAAGUGUUUGAAAUUUGAAUAUACACAAUAGACAGAGUAAUAAACAGGUCUUUUUCUCGUUGGAAUUUGUGAAUAUAUUACUUCAGAUUGAGGCUAAGGCUGUAAAAAAUGCGUCUUCACUUCUUUAAUUCAGCCGUCAUAGCGAACUCGAAAAUGGACUAUUCAACACGGCUCCGACCCAGAUCCCACGCACAAUCUCAAAAUUGCCAAUACGUUAAACGUCUUUUGCUUUACUAUCAUUUCCAGGUGGAAUUUCAGUUUACGCUAUUGACAGAAACUCUCUACACACCCCUCCCACCAUUUCUUCUGAAAGACGUCAGACACCACAGUCACCCCACGGUGCUUGCUGUUGAAGUAAAGGAUAUGAAGCAUGGUGCAUCACAUUAUUGGUCUUUGGCAAAAUUACGGUAAGGAUUCUAAGAAUAGCUGCUUUCUCUAUGACUUUCUCUCGCGGCUCAAGAACUCGACAUCUUUAGUCGGUACUCGGACGACAACCGCCGAAAUUUGGGUCUAAUUUUGCAGAAAAGUGUAGAAAUGAAUGCUGUGACAAGAGGAUCACUGUUAUAAUGCUAAACACAACAAUUACAGUUAUAACGACAGUAACAAUGCGUUUAUGUAAGGGGGCAAGAGAGGGGUUUUCAUUUUCUUAUUUUAGUACGCUACACUUCUUCUUCUUAAGAUAAAAAUGGGAUCGUUUUUCUCACGGUUUUAAGGUCAGUCUGUGAUUUAAUAACACGACAGAAGUAUGUUUUCUGAAAUCAGCUACAACACAAAGUUCAAACUGUUAUUUCCACUUUUUAGGGACAGGUUGGAGGACAUGCGUUUCAUGUACGAGACAGUUGCAGAGACCGCUGGUCACAUUUCUUUUGAUUCUGUUGACCCUUUCUAUGACUCGCUACCUUGGUUCAGGUUGAUUGGAAGGUAUGUGAGCACUCUGAAUAUUAAAGUUGAUCAUGACUUGUCUUUGCUUUCUCCUCGCCCUUUGUACUUGUCGUUCUACUUCAAUUUCUUGUCAGGCACACGCUCUAUUUUCUCGCCUUUUGGUCUUGUUACAUUUUACCCCCCCUCCCCCUCCCCCUCCCUGCUCUUGCUCCACUUUCCCAUUCUCUGCAUUUGUUGCAUUUUUUCGUAAUUUCUUCUUCCGCCGUGUCUUGCCGCACUCCGUUUCAUCCAGCCGUUUGCACUGGUCGCUCCUUUCCCUGCCCAUUGCAUUCUUCCCUUAUGAUUUGCACCGUUUGUGCGUUUUUGCUUCAAAACUUCAAGUUCUGUUAUUUUGGUUUAGUUUUCGUUCUUUUUUUUUAAUUGCUGUGGUUAUUACUUUUUUCUUUUUUUUGCGUUGAAGCUUAAUUGACUACCAAAAUGAAAUUCAUAAGCUGCUGUCGGUUUUGUUUAAUCAACAACUAGCGCUUGAAGCGACAGCCCGGUGAUCUCUUUAAGGUGCCCAACAUAACCCUAUGAAUUUUGCAGCUCACCGAUGCAGUAAACUGUGCAUUGAAGCGCUCUUACAGUCGGUUUCAGGAAGAGAGGGUUUCUCUGGGUAAAGCUGUUAACCUUCUCUUCCCUCCAUUUCCUUUGGUAGAUCUUUCGUUUAUCUGAGUAACUUGGUGUUUGGUGUUCCGCUGGACCAAUCAGUACCAAUUAUCAGUGAGUCAGGGGACAUACAAGGUCAUCUAACCCUCAGCAUUCAGCAGUGCACAGGUAAGACAUAACGAGCUGGAAUACCCUGGCGAUUAAUCCAUGUAUUCUACUUCCAAAAUCGCGCAUCCUUUCAGCGUCAAAAAUCAUGGAAAUAUUCGAAGAUAAAAAGCCUAUGGCUUUAUAUCAGUUCGAGUUACAGGCGCUAAAAAUGAAUCGAUUUGCGGCGUAUAUCGUUAUAGGAGAUAUGGUCGUGGUCUCGUUUUACUCGUGUCUCCACUCUUUUGUGCACUUUCUUGUCCUUACUUUUCUUGCUGUUUGCCCGUUUGCUGAAAGAUAUGAGCUUAGUUGGUUGCCAGCAACUGGUGUGAAGAUGAUGGCUAACUUGAACUCGUUCGUGUUCUGUUACCCGUUAGUAUCUACCGUUAAAUUUCCUACUGCAUUUUACUCUAGUGUAAACAAAACUACUAAACAAAUGAUUAUUAACGCAGUCUCUUUGGCCACCAUUCUGUGUGCACAUAUUGUCUCUCUUCUUUUUCCUUUAAACAACUUGAGUCAUGUUGUCUCCAUUUUGGUGCACAAAUAGUAAGAAGGUCCGUGAUACUAGGCUAUAGCAGGCAGAUAGGCAAAUCAUCUGUAGAAUUUUUCCGUAGCCCAUAGCUGGGAUUGAUGGUUUAUUUGAUUUCUGUGGCAGAUGACCGAACAUGGGAGGUUGAUGAAAUGGGGCGGUCGUGCGUGAUGUGGCUGGAUUUUAGAGGUGAUGAUCGAGAAAGAAAGACUGGUGUCGAGGUUAGUAUACUUAAAGUAAAUGAUAUGAUAAGAACACACAAUUGAGAGAAAUGGCUCAAUUUCGUGUUGUCCAAAGCCUUCUCAUCAAAGCGAGGCCAGAUGCACAACCAUUCAUAUGAAAAAGAGUUUAAUUGGCCUGUGAAUGAAAACAUGUUUUCUCAUUGAAGGCUAAGGGUAAUUCGGAAAAUCGCAUAUUAAUGACUUGUAUAAGAUAAUUCCGUUCCCGCCGGUCUAAUUCAGGGAGUUUCAAACUUGGAACCGCAGUAAUAUUAACCUGAGCCUUAUCCCGAUUGAAAUACGUGAUUUUCGCAAAUAUCCCUUGUUUGAUCAUGGCAGCAGUCAAGUCGCUAAAACAAGGUAGUGGUAAAGAGUCCUUAUUUUACGUCAGUAGCUCGAAAUGGUCAUCUUACUAACAAUCCUGAGACCGACGGUGCGUUCAAUUUACCACACCCACCCCCCACCCACCCCCCCUCUUUGUCUCUGUAUCAGUGCUCCGUUUUACCGGUAUUUAAAACUACUUAAAGCUACACGGAAGGGAAAGAAGUUGAAAUAAGGAUUUGAGGUCACACUUCGUCCUGGGAAUGGAACUCGGGACAUCCUGCACAGUAGGCCUCGCACUUACCAACUACGCUUAUCCUUGCUCCUUAUUCUCUAGAUUAGGUAAUUCGCUGGAUCGGACAAAAAAACUCGUGUUCUAAUCUGACUUAACUUUACAGGAGGCUGAGGAAGCCGCUGAAGCCGACGUGGUAACCGAGCCUCCGUUCUCCAAGGGAACACUUCAUGUUGGCAAACUUUACGUGAUCAUCAUCACUGUACUCCGAGCUCAGGGGAUUUCAGCUCAAUAUACUGAUAUCUUCUGUCAGAUAAGGUAAAGAUCUACCCUAUUUAUUUACUUUAAGAGGGCAUUUUUUUUUUGGGGGGGGGGAUGAUGUUGAUUUGGGAAGGAAAUAAAUUAGGGUAGAAAAGGUAUACACAUAAACCAGUUACUGCGCUAAUGGGAUCAGAGGCACCUUGUUGUGGUGGUGGACUAUCUGUUAAUUGUCUACCAAUUAUUCACUUCAUAUUUUAAUUUAUAACAAUCCCCAAAUCCAAUUGUGUCCAAUUUUCCGGCAUUUUUUAUACCCCCUAAGUUUUAUACAUUAAAAACAUUCAAAAAAUCAUCCAAAAAUUUUCCAGUCAUUAUUGAACCAAGGACUCCAAUCUAAUUGAGUUAUUUUUCGACUGAAUUAAAUCUUGGCUACAUAGUUAAGAAUAAGGGCGGAAAUAAACGAAGAGCAGUGCUUUUAACGAGACUCCCUCCUCAAUGGAAAUGGCGGGUUGUUAAAGUUUUUUAUCUGUUUAGUUUAUUGUUUGGCCUUGUGUACCGGUGGGGCCUGGCUGCUGAAAAGCCAUGAUUUUUGGCCUUUUACAGAUUUCUUUGUAGCGAGGAAGAUGAAGGAUUUUCUACUGAGCCAGUAUCCAAUAAACGCAGUGGUGAUCCUUUGGGUUUCUACUUUAGCCAAAAGGUAUGUUUCAAAUAACGCAACUGGUUGCGAUUCAGAUUCAAUUUUUUUCAACUUUUUUGCACUGUUAACCCUUAAAGAUGUAACUACAUACACAUUACAAUGUACCGUAAAAUUCCGAAAAUAAGCCCCUCCAUGUAUAAGCCCCCCAAACCGGUAACGCAAAAAACCCUCCUUUAAAUCGCCCCUCCAAAUAUAAGCCCUCCGGGGGCUUGUACUUGGAAAAUUGCCCUCAAAUACAAAGUAAAACAAAGCAAAAACGGUAAAUUUACCUCCAACUAUAGGGCUAGCCCAAUCCAGUUUGAAACGCAAAUUUCCCUCCGUAUAUAAGCCCCUCCGAAUAUAAGCCCCUCCAAAAAUAAGCCCAGCAAAAAGGACCUUUGAAAACUAUAAGCCCCGGGGCUUAUUUUCGGAAUUUUACGGUAUUACAAGAACAAAAAAAAAAAUAGAACAAAAUGACAUAAAUGAUUAAAGGUAAAAUGUGUGCAGUGACCAAAGAAGCUUUUAAAAGCUUUCAAGUAGAUCACUACCACGUGCAGUUAACUGGGGUAGAAAUUUACAUAAAAAUUACCAUAAAUAUGGGGGGGGGUAGUGAAAACUCUUACUUAUGUAAAAAACAAAAGAAAGUGAUAGAUAGUAUAGUAAUGAUGCAGUAAUGUUGUGUUGUCACGCAGUUGAUCUGUUGUCCAAACUCUUACUUAUACAAAAAAAAAUUGAAGGUGAUAGAUAAUAGUAAUGAUGUAGUAGUGACGUUGUGAUUUUAUGUAGUUAACUGGUUGUGACGUUUCUUUUUGCGUAGGUCGGAGUCAUGGUAACAAGGGAAUUCAUAGAUUAUAUCAGUACCAAACCACUCCAGGUUGAAGUGUUUGGUCAUUAUCAACAUCAUCCACACAAUCUGCCCAGUAAGCACCUUCCAAGGUACGACAAUUAAUCAAACUCGUCCAGGUUGCUGUCAAGAGGGAGCUUACGAUCCUGCAACACGGCGACGCCAAUGAAGACGACGUCCCUGAAAAAUAGACUUCGAGCCUUUCAAACUUUUUCGCGAUUAUUCCAAGUCACCCAGUUACUUAAAAAAGGGAAAUUAGUUUGAAGAGAGGGGACCACGUGCGAGUUCAGACGGAGAUAGUACAAACUUUCGUCUUGCCGUCUCCGUUCUCAAGUACACCUAAAAUUCGGUCAUUUCACGUCGUAGUUAAGUAGCAAUGGCAAAGAAAUGUACUAAAAAGUGGACUGCUAGUUCCAAGUUGUUGUUUUGCAGUAUAAAAAUUGAAGUUUCCGUCGCUGUUACCGUCGUAGUUUCGUAAGGUCCCUAUUGAAUCAUUAGGCCGGUACAUUUGAUUAGUUUUAGUGCCCUGUUCAACCACAGAAAACAAAGGAUUCUUCUUACUACCUUGGUUGUCAGAGCCGAUUUUGUUGACUCUACAAUAUGAACGUGACUAAUUGUAGGAGAUCGUUUCGUGCUACGAAUUUAACUUGAAUCAAUCAAAAUCCGACAAACAAAGGCUUCUCUGCGCUCUGCCCGUAGUUCAACAUCUCCACUAUCUACAGUAAAUCUCCAUUCUUUCACAAGAGAAGACAGUAUCAUUAAUGCUAACGCGAUAAUAUGUACAGAAGCAAUAACUCAAGUUAGCUCUCCUAUUGUUCUUUUGUCAGGGCUAUUGUGAAAGAAGGCAAAUUGGAAUCCAAGUCUGUAAAAGGUAACUUGAAAAGAAUACAGGCAGUCUUGUAUGUUAAGCAAUGGACAAGGUUUAGAUGGUGGUAUUCCUAGGUUUAGUCAUUAGUGGUAUUUCUCAGUUACAACGUCCGGCAACACUUGGCUUUGUUUAGUCUGUUUGGUCAGCUACUUCCAAGCCGAUAGUCACGGACCAUGUCGUAGAAACUUGUUUCCCACAGCAAAAUAAGUCCAAAUUAAUUUUGUUAAUACUGUAAACUAACCGUCAAGUUUUUUUGCCUUUACUGUAGUGAAAACCUAGCUUGACAAAAAUAUCAACGCGCUUUUAAGGUUCAACAUGACGGUCUCCGGUCUCCGGUACAAGAGUUCCCUCGUUGUCACAUUUUCGGAUUUGGUCGUCAAGGUUGAUUACCCAAUGAUUCCUAUGCUGGAGACAAGGUUUUCAUGUCUUUAACGUUUUUGACGCAAUUACAUUGUCUUUUUGUGCUUCAGACGCUCCAGCCUCGACUUCUCUUCCGCGCCAAAUCUGGUAAGGGAAAAAGUGGUCGCCUGUUAUUGAGCGAUUUUGUAUUUAUCAUUUUAAUUAUCUUUUCCAGUGUGAGUAUUAAGAGACCAACUAAAACUGAGUAAUCUCUAACCUGUGACGGCAGUUUAAUAAUUCCCAUUCAAAUUAAGGAUGUCGACCAGUUAUCUUUUGGACUUUCUCUUUAUUUAUUUAUAUAUCUAUUAUUUUUUGUUGCACACUUUCUAUUGAUUUGAAAUAUAUGAAAUGAAUCAUAUUUUGAACUGCGGAUUAACAUGAUCUUCACGGUUAAAUGAACAACCCUAGCGGUUGUUCAUUUAAGGUGGCUCCGUAAUUAAUACAAGAGCAUUUAGCUGUGACAAAUUUUCCGUCACAACUUUUUCGAUUUUAACGCGAUGGCUGCGAAACUUUGCAAAGAACAACAGAUAUCAUUCAGCAAUAAUACGGAAUAUUCCGAUUUCAUUGAUGGUAAAUAUUUCUUGAGAAAUUAGCGCUUAAAAGGACCCUACUGUUCAAAGAAAAUCGCGUCUAGUAAAAAAAUUUUGCUGAUAUUUUUUACUGAAAUUUCUGGUAUCGGCUUUAAUUGAUAUAAUAAAUAUGCCAGAGGAAUUUCAGAAAAAUCGUUGGAGCAGAAGUCCGUAACUAAAAGUCGCUCAAAAUUCUGCUGUGAAAUUGUUUUGGAAUUUCAAAAAUAAAUUACUAUCAGGAAGAAGGAGAUACCAGUUUCAAUUUUCGGGACAAGUAAAUUCAGUGUUUGCUAAUUCUGAAAACAGAAACCGAUUGCCUAUCGUGCUAUUCUUUAAAAGGUACUUUUCAGUUUUAGAAGCACUAUAAAUUGCUCCAAAACUUUGCUCUGACGUCGAAUGGCUUGUUGUCCUUGUUCCUCGACAUUUUUAAAAUAGCCCUUGGCAGUUUUGGUUCAAACUCCUGCUGCACACAUUUUGAUGUAUUGCAAUGCAUCCUCAACGGCUUUUCCUGCUGUACGUUGUUUCCAAUUCAGGAAAAAGGUAUUGGGAUUGUAAGCUACCUUGUAUCGAAGAACUGUCCAGCACCUUUGUUUAUGACCAGAAAAUGAGCACGAGCGGCACUUCUGCGAGGAAUUCGCACCUCAGCCAGGGGGGACGAAUGACAAUGAUGCCGAUGUCUGUGAACCGAUCUGUAUAAACAUGUUUUGCAGAGCAAAACAUAAUAAUCAAGAAAAAAAUACCCAUUCAUUGAAGGAAGCAGUGACAAAAAUUUCAGAGUUGUAAAUUUAUUCACGGGCAGUAUUUUUGCGAUAAUUUUAUUUUGGACUGUGAUGUUAUUCGGUUCACAGGCAUGGUCAUCAUUGUCGUUCGUCCCCCCUGGGUGAGGUGCGAAUUCCUCGCAGAACUGCCGCUCGUGCUCAUCUUGUAGUCAUAAACAAAGUUGCUGGACAGUUCUAUCUGAGCUCUGGUACGAGGUAGCGUCCAAUCUUAAUACUUUUUUCCUGAGUUGGAAGCAACGAACAGCAGUAAAAGUCGUUGAAAAUGCAUUGCAAUACAUCAAAAUGUAUGCAGCAGGAGUUUGAACCAAAACUGCCAUGGGAUAUUUUAAAAAUGUCGAAGAACAAGUAAUUCUACCUCAGAGCAUGGUUUGGAGCAAUUUAUAGUGCUUCUACAACUAAACAGUACCUUUUAAAGAAUAGCACGAUAGGCAAUCGGCUUUUGUUUUAAGAAUUAGCAAACGUUGAAUUUACUUGUCUCGAAAAUUCAAACUGGUGGCUCCUUCUACCCGAUAGUAAUUUAUUUUUGAAAUUCCAAAACAAUUUCACAGCUGAAUUUUGAGAGACUUUUAGUUACGGACUUCUGCUCCAACGAUUUUUCUGAAAUUCCUCUGGCAUAUUUAUUAUAUCCCUUAAAGCCGAUACCAGAAAUUUCAGUAAAAAAUAUCAGCAAAAUUUUUUUACUAGACGCGAUUUUCUUUGAACAGUAGGGUCCUUUUAAGCGCUAAUUUCUCAAGAAAUAUUUACCAUCAAUGAAAUCGGAAUACUUCGUAUUAUUGCCGAAUGAUAUCUGUUGUUCUUUGCAAAGUUUCGCAGCCAUCGCGUUAAAAUAGAAAAAGUUAUGAAGGAAAAUUUGUCACAGCUAAAUGCUCUUGUAUUAAUUACGGAGCCACCUUAACUGCGAAGAUCAUGUUCACUUUCAUACACUCUUUAUUGUUGCGCGUCGUAUACUUUUAGUGAAAGAAAAUUUGCUUGAUUUUUUCAGUGAAAACGAGGAAGGAACGCUGAAGUUUGAUUUACUCGUGUGGGUUGAAGUCUGUGAAAUGUCACCUUCUGGCGAGUAAGUUCUACCUGUCGAUGAUGUAUUCAAAUCUGACCGAUUAGCCCUCGAGCAAGCUCUCCUAUUUGGGCGAGCCCCGCGAGAACGCGCGAGCGGGGGGCCGAGGAAAGGCGCGUUCUCGCGAGAGUCGCUUCGCUCGCCCAAAUAGGAGAGCUUGCUCGCAGGCUACCGACCGAUGAGUGGCCUUCGCAGUAUAUCUACACUGUACUAGAUACCUCUUUUGUCGCCACAAAAACAAUUUCAGAUCUUCGCCGAUCAAUAUCCCCGGAAUGAAGAGCUUGUUCGCAGGCUAAUAUUCACCGAUUAAACUGCACAGCUGCAUUUCAGAUUUUGAAAGGAGAAAGUCACGCAGACUCGUCGAGGAAGCACGAACGGGGAGAGCUAUGUGACAUUGCUGUAGCACAAAACAGCGUUUUCUGUUUAACAAAGACUUUUUCUUGUUGGGAAUUUUCACUGUUUUCCGUAAUGUGGUUAGUUUUGGACCAGUGUAACUGCUUUGAAGAAGCAACACGCGUGCGCGUCUUGGCAGACGAGACUGCAACGAUUUACGGUGAUUUAGAUCGAGGCUAAUGGCCUAAGCCGGGUUUUACGGAAGACGAUCAGGCAGUUUUCGUUACCAUAACAACUCGUAUGCUCAGGCAACUUUUACCGGGGAUCUAAGGUGUUUUGGAUCUUUGUUUUUUAGUAUUGGUCAUUUUUAUGCUAGAGACGUUUUAGUCGUCUAGACGCAGUAAACGUCUUAGACGUUAAAGUUUUCUGAGGUAAAAACGGGACUGAACGCAUAGAAUUAUACGAGUUGGACAUAAAUACGUCCCAGUUUACGGUGUCCCGUUUUUAUAUUAGACGCAUAUAACAUCGGAGGCGUUUUCAAACGCUCUAGGAUAACAACGGCUAUUAUGUGGCUUUGCCAUUUACAUACUUUGCUGCUGUCCAAAAUUGAGGAAAUCUUUGUUUCGGAGCGGCCUUUGCUUGUGUUGUAACGUAGAUGAAGGCUUUUUAAAGGUACUCAACUGACAACUGAAACGAGUUUGCAACGCUCCCUGGCCAACGGUGGUAAAGACAAAGGAACUGACUGAUUUCUUUUUUUUAUACUUUUAGCUACUUUCCAUGCGUUCUCAGGCGAAAGGGUGAAACCACUCCAUGUGGUGGCGUUUUUCUUCUCCAUCAGGUAGUAUAUCUUGGUUUUCAUAGAGCUCACGUAUGAUACCUCCCGUGUACAUUUGGAAACCAGAUCGGUUUUGAGUAGAAAAAUUCCAAGAUUUGCUUGCCUGUUUUUUAAUUAAUUAAUAUUUGUAUUUAUUUUAACAUUUGUUCAGGGAAUCCAAAGACGGCUCGUGAUCACAGUGAUACACGAGAAUAACCCAGACAUUAGAAUACGAAGAGUAAUGGAUGUGGUGGUUGGUAAGCGGAUUAAGAAUUAUGUGUUUUUUUUCUUGUGAGAAUCUUCCCGAGUUAAAGAGAGUUAUAUCUUUGAAAAUAAAGCCAAAAACUGUGGCUGUGUUCUUAAUAGUUUUUAUUUCUUUACAGGUCGUGUACGCACGUCCCUUACCCCUCCCCCAGUUGGGGAAGGUUCGCUUCAUACAGUCUCUUUAAACGUGUUGUCACCUCAAGUCCAGUCUCACCCAGACGAAAACAAAUCCGUAUUCAGGUUCGAGGCGGCCUGGGACUCGUCUCUUCACAACUCUAUCUUAUUGAAUAGGUACAGAUGUGAAGUGUAUAUGAAAUAAUUCAUUUUUGAACUGCGGUUGUAGAUGAAAGUGAAGAAUGAUCAUCGCAGGAAAUUUUCCAAUUUAAGCAAUUGGAAAGAAGAAGCCUGAAAAAAAAAAUCAGGGCUUCAACGAGAUUCGAACCCGUGACCUCCGCGUUACCGGUGCGUUGCUCUACCAACUGAGCUAUGAAGCCACACAUUGGGAGCGAGGUCAAUUUAUUGAAUAGGUACAGUUAAAUGGUUGUCCUUCUUUCAUAUUGUGAUUUGUGUCAACUGCAAGAUUUAAAGCCACUGUCUCUGACUACAGUUUUUCAGUGUGAUGUUUACCCCUUUCGAUUUAUUGUAUUUUUUUAUUCUUAUGUUUCCUAGUAGUAGUGAUUUAGUUUUAAGUUAGGAGCUUGCGAAUAUGUCUGUUAUAGAUGUUGCAAGAUGAUAUAUGUAAAUGUAACUGAUUUCUUCUACAGUCGGCGACAAAAUUGUCAUGUGAGACAGCCCUCAAAUUGGGUACUUCGGAGAACUUAACAAUCUGCACCCCGUCCUCCCCUCCGUUCAAAGGUUGGGGUGUUUGUUGUUUUUCUAUAGAUAGCUCGUACAGCAUCUCAGCAUUGCUUGAGGUUUAGGGAACGGAAAACUUCAUUUUUCUCUUUAAAAAUCGGCAAAAUGUCAGUAAGGCCGUCUAGGGCAAAGUGUCUCAACUAGUCCUGUCGCCGAUUGUAGACAGAAGAGUGCAUAUUAAAAACCUAGUUGAGAUGGUUAAGUUUGUUCUUAGAAUCUUGGUUCCCAUAAUUAUGGCUUCAUUAAUCAUCAUUGUCUGAUCUCAUUGACGUGACAGUAACGACACUCGUUACGACCUUAAACAGCAAACUUCUUGCUUUCAUAAUAACUCGUGCUUAAAGUCAGUGGUGAGCAAUGCGUAUACAAUUCACUCAACUCAGCGCUGCCAUUUGUGACUUUUCAGAGUGACACCACCAGGGGAACUUGUGUUUGUUACCAUGUCAGCUUAUCUUGAGGUUGGUUCAAUUUGAAACAUCCUAUUUAUUUCUUGCACGGUUUAAUAAUAGUCUGUUUAGCAUUUAAUCGGAAAACUUCGGCUAUUUCCGUAAGGACUUGCAAGUUUCACUCCCACAGCACUUUCCACAGACAUCCCACUGGCCGUAUGUUACUGGUUGAAAUGGUUAUGCUUAAGUGAAACAAGCAUUGUGGGAUUUUGAAUCAUCUUUCAAGAAAUCUUUUCGAUGUUGACAUUUUUCGUUUAGGAAAACGAAAUGAGCGUAUCAACCAUAGUAUUCGGAUUUUGGGUGUAAAUAGAAAACAACCUCAGUUUCUGAGUUUUUCCAGAAGUUCUUGAGAUGUUAUACAAAGGUUUUUGAUAAUCGUUUCUUGUUGUCGUUCCGAAACAUUUAUAUAUAACAAUAUUGAAAUGCAGAUAAGGCCUAUAAUCGCUAUUAAAAUGUAAAGUUAAAAAUCCAAGCUUUUCCCGAUCAACACCAUCAUCCCCAGGAGGAAGGGGUCAUCUCAUGUGUUUCGUUUGUCUGUGCCCAAUUCAUCACUGCCAGUGUGACGUCACGUCCCAACGGGUGAGCUUCGGGUCGCUUUAUCAUAAGUGUGUGAGCUUUGUUGUUGCCUUGAUCUGCUUGUGUAAAGCAGAUAAAAGGCAACGACAAUUGUCAAAGCUCGUACACUUAUGAUCAAUUUAGCCAUGUAUAGCAAUAUUUGCCUAGCUUUUAAUCUUUUCCCCCAAAAUUGCACAAGCGACCCCAAGCUUUCGCCCGUUACUAUGUGACGUUACAUUGGCAGUAAUAAAUCGGUCACAGACAAACACAUGAAAACAAUAGAGAUGGCCCUCCCUCCUGAUCAUCCCUGUUGUUGAGUUCUGAACCACAAAUUGUCAUCCUCGAUCAAACAAAUGCUAGUUUAUCGUUUAGCCUGACCAGAAAUCUUUUUACUUUGCAGCUAGAUAACUGUUGCCAAACGUGUUGCAUUACCAAGGACAUUGCGCUUUCCGUUUUCGGUAGGGACUCCAAGACAACCCCUAGGUAAGUUUGCAGAUGAGUUGGAAAACGUGUCCCUUGAAAAAUGUCAUUCCUUAAUGACGUUGUAACUUAUUCAGCUGAUACGAUUCUAUAUUAUUACUCCUUUGCAGGUCCGCCUGGGGUAUCUUUAGCUCGUCAAGGCGUCCCGAAAAGUGAGUUACCAUACUUUUGUAGCAAUUUUAGGCUUCCAGUUUCUAGUAGGCAAUGUACGAAGUGAAAUCAGGUUCAGAGCAAAAUUGAAGCGAUGACCCUGAGGGAGUUGCGCAUGAGUAGUGUAGGGUGCACUGAAUUAUCCUUUUUGCGGAGGAAUCCCAUUUGCGAGCUCCACCUUUCUCGCGCGCUCCCCUCUCGAGGCCUUAUUCUACUGAGUCAGUUAUGCGUUUCUAAUGUAAUAGUGAUAACUGGCCAUUUUGAUAUUGGAGACCAGGUUGGUGUUGUGUCGAAUUGUACCAUGGGAAUGAUUUGGGCGAUGAAUUUUGAACAGUUUUACUUAGCUUUUUUGUUUUCUUUUAUUCUUUAGUGAUAAACUCAGUGAUAUAUUUGAGCUUGUUCUUCAUCCUGCUGAUGAACAUGGCCAGCGUAAGUAUGAUUCCCAGCAUGCUCAUUCUUCAGACUAUCAGUUGUAAUGAAGUUAAUUUUUUGCUUGAUAACAACUUGUCAUCGACCAUAAAAAAGGUUUUAACUUCAGCCCCCGGUUGUCUAAACGUUGGACAGCGCUAUCCACCGGAUAAAUUUCUAUCCACUAGAUAGCGCAAUUGAUUUCCCUAAUACUUAUCCACUGGAUAGUGAUUUAUCCGGUUGAUAGCGCUAUCCAACGUUUGAACAACAGGGGCCAGCAUCAUACUUAAACUUACCCACUAUCCAUAUAUCUACUUGUUUGUAAAACUAAACAAAACAAAACGCUGUUUUGAGGAUGUUGACUGAGAUUCACACAUUAAGUGUUAAGACCGACGAAUAUUUAGGUUGCGUCAUGAUGUCCAUAGUAGGAAAAUUCAGGUUGUAUGAUUAUAACUUUUUUUUUUUAGCAUUAAAGUUAUUUGUUGUUCGGUCUUCGAUAGCUUGUGACACUUUUUUCCUGAUUUGAUAACGUGGAACUGUAAGCUACUUUAAACAAUUUGAUCAUUUCCUUUUUCAGUUAUGAGGACAAAGAGGAGAAUAGUGAAGGACACGUCUAGUAUUUACGUCAGAGGAGAAGAGAACCUUGGAGAAUGGCGACCGAGGGGUACUUCACUGAUUGAAGAGCAUCAGAUGCAGUUGGACAAGCUUGACCGAGUACAGGAGGUAUCGACUAUAAUAUAAAUAUAAAUAUAAUUUAAUUAACUAGCAAUAUGUAAUUAUAACUUAAUUAUCUUCUCGCCUUAUGAGGCUUUUCAUGGAUAAUAAAACAAACAAUUCAAAUGGAACAUAACAUGGUUAAGAAUCCCAAUAUUGGUAGGAGGCGAACCAGUUGGCUAUUUUACAAGCGUCGCCGACAAUUUGAAGAUGCGCGAGACUAUCGAGAACAAAUCCAGCUAGCGGUCAGGGCAGGACUGGGACCCGGUGGUCUUUAUAUCUUGAUCGUGCACGCCUUCAUCGUGUGUUCGGGUGUUUGAAAUCCGAUACCUUCUACCUUGUCACGGGCGACGGGGAUUAAAACUUAAAAACGGAUGUUGGAACCAUUAUCAACCCUUCAUUGAUAAUAGACCACUAGUUGGAUUUUACGAAUACUGAUUAUUUGUUUAUUUUAAUGAUACUUAAUAACCUGGAAGUUCUGUUUGUUGAAGGUGGCUAAAGCUCGUCAUAUUCUGUCUCUUGGUGACAAGCUCAUGUCCUCUGACCGCCCCGACACGGUUGUGGUAGAUCCGGGUAUUUUCUCUGAUGACAGUACCUACUCCAGCCGUAGUAGCCUGGGUUCCAUUUCCCUUUCCUCCUCGUUUCUCUCUGUUGCGUCACUUCCAGCCGGGAAGCCUCUGCGUUUUACAAGAGAUGUUAACCCGGAGAAAGUCAAGGAGAAGUUACUAAAUAAGGUAAGUUGACAUUUACGUACGUUUAUUAUUUUAUUUCAUUUUGUUGUCUUCGUGCAGUCUCUACCGACGAGUCCAUUGUACUUACUUUGAAUUCACUGAAUUAGACUGUUUUGUUUUGUUUUAGUGUCUUCAUCUUUUGACUUGGGAAAGGGAUUUCAGUGAGCCUAAACCUUUAGUGAGUACGACGUUACCCGGUAUUUCGCCGGCAAGUAUAUAAUGAAUGAAAAUAUUUGACUCCAGCUAUUAUACAUUCUCGACAACUAAUUAUGCUCCCGCACUGGUCCUCAAUCCGUAGUGGGAUUUGACUACACUCAACUGAUUUGACUGCCGCCCGGUUAGCUCAAAUGGUUGAGCGUGGGUUUGUUGAGUGGGAGGCCCGGUUCUAAGCCCCGGCCGGACCAAACCGAAGGCAAGACCCUGCUGGCAGUGAUUAAGAUCUUGUCUCUGUUCAGAUGAUCUCGUCAUUGUGUCGGCAGUGUCGUUAAACCAGUGGCCUUAUCUCCUUCAUCCUUCUCCCGUUUGUUAAUUUGAAAGGGAGUUGAAAGUAACCCACAUUGCUGUUGAAAAAGAGCAGGAAUUGUUCGCCUGGUGGUCCGGUCUCCCGGCUCUGCCUAUGUCAGGACUUCACGUGUCGUUGGUUGGCUAGGCCACAGUAAGCUCCAGGGUGGAUAAAGAAAGUUCAGAAAGGGGUGAAAGGGGUGGCGGCGAUCCCUCGGCACCACCCCUAAAACCCUCCAUGAAGCUCUGUCAUAAACGGAUUGAUAACGGCGCCCAGUGCGCGCUCUAUUUGGACGUCCGAGUUUUUGCAGAUUUAUUACAUGAACAUAUGAAGACACGACGUCCUAUUGUUGUCAUCUUAAUUUUACUCACUAACCUAUUGUAUUGUGUGCGCUAGUAUCUUAGUUGUGAUUGGCUUGUUUGAUCAGAUUUGUUUUGAUUUUACGACGCUUUUAACUUCUGUUCUAUGCCAUGUGAAUCACAUGUUCCAUAUAUUCUUCUCUUUAGAAUCCGACCCUGACGUCUGAGGGUGGUUUGAACCAAGAGAAUGACAAAGAGGCGGAAGGCCAUGUGGAAUUCUACGUGCCGGAAGUAAUUCAUGUGAGAAAGAAGUAAGGGAACAUUUGCACCAGUAUUAAUGGAGCUAUGUCACAAUUUUUUGUCAUUAAUUUAAAACCCUAAAACCAAGAGAGGAUAAAGGGGAUAGAGAAGGCAUCCUCCAUACACGCCCUAUUCCAUAGGUAAUUCGUCUCGAGUUAUUUUUAAGACCGCAGAUCCCAAGGGGGAUUAGACAACAGCCAAUUACAUAGCGCGAAUGUGUUCCGCGUGGAUGACCCACGCUCAGAGCCAUGCGUCCUUCACGAAUGGAGGCAGAAAAAAAUGGCGGAAGACGCGGAGAGCAAUAUUGCUAUUCGUUUUGUCGACGAAAACGACUAAAGAGAGAUUUCUGCUAAAGCUUUGUCAGCGAAAUGGAAAUUAAAAAAGAAUCGCCCUUCAUGUCUCGUAUAGAGCUAACAGUACAGCAGGGAAAUCCUUAACACAGUGAAUAUUCUCUCAGGAUCAUUUAUAAAUUACAGUUUGAAGAGAGCAAUUUCUGGUUUGAUAUUUAUUCUUUUAUUAGUGUUUUAUUAUUCAACAAAAAUAACACUUGGUGUCCUAUAAUAAUAAUAAUAAUAAUAAUAAAUAAAUAACUUCUAGAGCGCUAUUUACAUUAACUGAUCAACAGUGCUUAACAACUUAAAAAAACUACAAUAAAAUUCAAAUUUGUAAAACUAAUUACUUGUACAUGAACAUUACUUGCUACUUGCUUUAUUGUACAAACGACCGGUUUCAAUAGACCGGCGAAAUUUCUCAUUUUAUUCAAGCACUGAGGUUACGAUAACUUCGAGUUAAACUGAUUUCACAGGUUCUCAAAGAAACGAGCGAUUUCCUUUUCCCAGGUGAGCGCCGACUCAUUUCGCUUCAAUAUUCAGAAAUGCUCUCGAUCUAUUUACGCUUUCAUUGCCUUUCACCCGACAUAUUUUGCAUGGCGUUUAGUCAUGCGAAACCUCCACGAAACAUCCACGCAGCGCGCGAGCUAACUUUAUCCCGAUUCUAAAAAUAACUCGAGACGAAUUACUUAUGGAAUAGGGUGUAUAUGGGGGAUGCCUUCUCUGUCCCCUUUAUCCUCUCUUGCUAAAACACAUAAAGAGAAGUCAUUACGUCAUGUUGCCAUGGUAGCAAAAUUCCUGGAUCUUCACAAACCGUGGUCCUGCAAAUAUGGCAGGUAAAAACAACGAAAAAUGGUAGCUCAUACUUUUCUUCCAUCUUUCGAAAAUGCAAAUGGUCGUCUCUGUCAAGAAAGGUUGUUUGAGAUCCAGAAAUUUUGCUACCAUGACAAUUGUCCUGCCUAUUGGAAUCAAAGAUAGCCAUAAAAUAAUGAUUCCGUCUUAUUUAAAUUUAUUCUUCGAAUAUGCCUCAACUAUAAGUGUAUAUCUCUGGCUUCCGAUGGCCAGGAUGGAAACGGAGUACAGGUGAAAAAAAAAAAUUGGGCCAACUUUUUCAAGGUUAAGCUUCUGUGUUGUUUUAAAAUGACCAAAUACCGGUCAUGUAUAAUUAGCCUCGUUCGGGAGAAAAAUUGUUACUAAUCUGAUUCAGUUGAUUGGUUCGACGCGUUUUAAGUUCGACGUCUGACCCAACAGAGGAUCUUAACUUAAUUUAAGUUCGACGUUUGGCCCAGGCCUGAGUCUAAUUGCUUCCAUAAUCUCCUCAGCCCAGUAAUAAGCAAACGAGGUUAUCUUCAUAUUAUGGACGACUGCAGCAGCAAGUGGAGCAAAUGCUAUGUUGUGAGUACAGUAUUUUGUUUUGAUUCUUUGCCGGAGAUUACCCCCGACAGCGGGCUCUCACUGGCCAUUCUGAGGUCGCAUGAAAUCUAACAAUAAAACAGUUUCCCGCCAAAAUUUUCUAAGGGGCAGCCUGCAAAUCUAUAACGUAAGCGGGUAACAGCGCAUCAUUCCCGCGAGUGUUGGCUGCUUGUAUGGCUCCGGUUUCUGUCAAAUAUCUCAUUGACUGGUCGCUUAGGAGACUAAUGACUAAUUUUAUCUUCCUCGUUGUUUGGGCUCUUUUUCGUGCAACAUUGAUAUCUGGGGGGAUAAAAUUUCACCUCAGUUUUUAUUGUUGUAGGUCGUUAGAAAGCCUUACGUCCUACUUUACCGUCAGGAAGGUGAUCCGGUAGGUAAACAUUUUUUAGUGUUAUUUUGAUCUGAUAAACGGCGAAAUUGCAAGGCAACUGCAUGUUUUAAAAUGGGUGGACUGAGGUGAAAAUGUUGUAUUUAGGUCUGAAAUGGGUGAGCGUCCAAACGUUCUUGUUGCAAACACCAACCAACAAAGUAGGAAGAGUACGUGUUUUGGGAUCUUUUGUUGCUGAGGGCUAAUUUUUGCUUUCUUGUCUUUCUCAUGUUAGAGAACUUAAGCAGCAUGACGACGGGUCAACGAAAACAACACAAAAGUGAUAGGUUUAGUUGUAAAACAACAACUCUACACGUUUACCACACCUUUUUGUACAUUUCUUUGGCGUCACUGCACGAUUACAAUGUGAAACGUCCUUACUGAAUGCGACGUUUACGACGAAUUUUUCUUUUUCAUCGUGAACUUGUACACAGCUCUUUAGAAUGUAACUGCAGGAAAAUUUGCCGAUAUUUGACCAAUUGAGCGAGUGGAAAUAAUCGCGGUAAGUGACGUUUUCGCUGUUGAUUUCCACUGUAGCGUAAUUUUUCCGUGCGAACGCACGUAAACUUUACGCGCGUAAAUAUAAUAGAGGUGAUGUAUAAAAGGCCGCGCGUAAACGGAAAAGUUGAGCGAGGUUCAACUUUUACGUUUACGCGUGAUCUUCCAUACAUCGCCUGUAUUUUAUUUACGCGCGUAAAGUUUAGUGCGUACGCACGGAAAAAUUACGCAACAGUGGAAAUCCACCCUUAGGGAGCUUAAGCAUUGACGACGGAGACGUCUUUUUUCAAACAUUGUCGCGUUUAUUCCAGUUCUCUGAAAAUGUCAAAUGUAGGCGAAUGUCCCUGGAGUUGAUUUCUCGGGAACCGCACUCAAGUUUAGAAAGAAUAAAAUUAGUCAUCGUCGUCGCUUGUGUACGUUUUCCUUAAAACGUGAAAUUAGGCGUUUUCACGUCGUAGUCGUGCAGUGUCGGUAAAGAAAUGUACAAAAAAGUGUAAUGUCAAGUGUGUAAAGUUGUUGUUUUGCUAAUAAAACCUAUUGCAUUUUUGCCGUUGUCGUUGCCGCCGCCGUCCUAUUUGCUAAAGCUCCCUAUUUCAAAAUUCAUCUCUCUUAUUCCAUGUGGUUCUACAGGGUUCUCAAUAAAAAGUAGGAGGCUCCCAAAGCCAUUUCAAAACAAAGCAAAGAAAAGCGACUUAAACAUCUCUCUUAUUCCAUGUGGUUCAAUAUGUAAAAUGUUGGAGACUUUUGAAGUUUGAAGUUUAUUAAUUCAUAAAUACAUAGCAGUACGAAAACUGGAGUUGAAUUCUAAAGGACUGUUGAACUGUUGCCUGAAUUCUAAAGGACUGUGUCUAUAAAAUAAGGGAUUAGGAAAUCGUUGUCUUGUGUUGGAGUCCUCAACAAAACUUGAAAUUAGGCAGUUUCACGUCGUGGUCGUGCAACGACGGCAAAGAGAUGUACCCCAAAAAAACUUGCUGCACGUACAAAGUUGUUGGCUUUAAUUUGUUAGUCUUAGGGCCUGUUUACGUGGAGGUAGGGGACCCAGGUAGGUGGGGUAACCUGCCUGUACAUAUAAUUUCUCAUUUUAGUUUGAUCACGUUUACAUGACAGGUGUGGUGACCCGCCACAUUUUGCCUCACCUUCCUGGGGUCCCCCACCUCCAUGUAAACAGGCCCAACGCUUAGUUCACUCGACUGUACCGGAUAGCAUUUGCUAGUUCUAUUUGCUCCGGCACGAAAACGAUAUCGGAUAGGGCUAUUGCCGUAUUACCGACCCACCAACCAUCUAGCUGUGUACGAAAAUGUGCUUCAAGAAAUCGUCAUCAUGGCUCUCGUCAAAAAUCCAUUCUAAUCACGUUCUUUUUUUUUUUUGUUACUUUCAGGUUGAACAGUUCUUGGUUAAUCUCAAGUUUUCCAAAGUGGAAUGUCCAGAAUAUUUCGUGGUGAGGAAUCCAUGUACUUCUAUCUUCCCUCAGUCAACUAUGGAAGUCUGAGAUGUUGAUGUAACUUUAAGUUUGAGAUUGAAUUAAUAAGUUAACCAAUUUUGAAUGUGACCACGGUGAAAGUUGUAAGGAUUUCAAUUCCUUUCUUUUGUUAUUGUUAAGAAUAACUUGGUGUGUUUGUUUUGUUACAGACGUUCAGUGUUUUCUCAAUCCGUACCAGACAGUGCAGAUUCCUCGUCCGAACAACAACGGAGAAAGAAGAGGAUACAUAUGACUGGUUGUACGCACUGAAUCCGCUGUUAGUCGGCAGCAUGAGGUAGGUAGAACACUGAAAAUUUUGCUUGUAGAAGAGGAUUUCCACAGCCAUGUGUACGUAUUUUUACAUGCAAAUCGCUUUUACUCACAUACACCAGCCUCCAAAGAGAGGGCCCACAUUUACCUAAAUAAGCGUUUCCAGGACCCAUGAGCCCCUUGCUUUUCUCACGGGCUCUUGGAGCCACCCCUUGUCUCCUGCGUCACGCAACGUUCCUGGAGAAGCGUUGCGUGAGGACCCAAAUAACGUCUGUGUAGGACUCCGGGAUAUAUGUUGUAGUUAUUUACAAACAAUCGAAUUACUCGUCGAGUAACGCUCCACAAUGAUGAUGCGGCGCGUUUCGAAUGUUUGAGUGUUGGGACGUCAAUUCAGAUUGUCAAACUUGAUUUUUACGUCUAGAGCCGGAGCAAGGGCCUCCUGCUAGAGCUUCGCUAUUAAAUGCUCUCUACACUUUAUAACAACUGUCCAUUUGUUUAACUUUUUAUGACAGGUCCAGAAAAGGCAGCAUAAAACAGGGCGCACAUAAGUGAAAGGUGCGCCGGGGAGACGCUUCAAUAGAUUCAGUCACCACCUCUUUACGACGGACACUUCCCUAAAACGAGCAACUGGAGUUGGCUUCUGUUUUUCUUCGUUUUUAAAACUUUGUAAUGCGGACAACUCUUUUAUUGGGACACGUCAGUUUGUCUUAAAGAGGGCUGACUCACUGUACUGUGUAUUGUAAAGUGCUGUGAUGAAUUCGUGUAAUAGGCCAUUGCCGAGUUCCCCCAAACCUCUGUUUUAAGACGAGGUUAAGUGCAAAGCCUUCGCUGUGAAAAUGGUUUCUUAUUCUUAUGCAUAUAACACUAAUUUUCACGAGAAAGGUUUUGCACUUGGCUUCGCUUUGAAAGUGAGGUUUUUUGGGACUCGGAUGCUUACUGACCACAGGGUCUGAAUUUGAAUUAAUACUGAAUUUCAAAAUUUGAUAACCAGCAGGGUUAGAUUAAUAUAUUUGGAUCCAUUUUACAUCCAUUUGAUCAUACGUGGUAUUUAUGAGUUAAUUCACCAUUUCUGUGCGAGUUUGUUAUCCUUCAGAAUGGGAUAGAUUAAAAGCGUUCCUGUUUUACAAUAAAAUAAUAACAAAUUAUUUAUAACAACCGAUCUAAUAGAUUACCAAGGUAAUAGAGAAAAAUUUCCAAUUUUGUUGCUGCAUAUCUCCAUACAUUGUUCCUCGCAUUUUUGUAACUGUCGAGACUCGAUCUGUCGCUUGCCCCUUUUACUUUUUGCUGACUCAGGACUAGUCCAUUUUACAGUUAUAGGUGGAAACGAGGCUGAAGUUGACCUUGUUUUGAUACAACCCUUUCUGCGUAAUUACGUUAAUCGUGAAACGCAUUGGUCGCGCGGAAUAAUGAGCCAAGGGACUAGGCAAGCCUAUUGCGACAUUCGCUCAAAAGCGGCCAUUUAUGGAACAAUGUUUGGAGAAAUGAUAGUCAGUCUGUAUGGCUUUUUUGUACAAUGUUUCAUUGAUGAAUAACCCGUUAGUGGACUCAUUUAUAUUUUCAAAUGAAACCAGAUAGUAACUUCAAAGUUUGAAGAUCAUAUUUUGGGGUAGCGUUUGGGGUAACGAGUUAUUGAGGAAAAUUUGCAAUAUUUGUUGGGACAAUUAUUUGUAUUUUGAUAUUCCCGAACAGGUCGGUUGAAUUGAAUUUCGGAUCAUAAUGUACAUAAUAGGUAUAAAUCAUCAUUUAGAACUGAAACUUUCUCAAGAAUUAUUAGACAAGAAUAUUGCAUCAUUGGUCAAUUUUUAGUGUUAAUUAGGGAUGGAUGUACCCUGGGUACCACAGGUUUUUUCUCGCGUGCGACGGGGAGCUUCGUUUCGUCGGCCGCAGGCCGACACGUGUUCGGCCGAAGCCCGAAGACACGAGCGGCGAAGCCGCGAGAAAAAACUUUUCGCGCGGGUCACUUUUUAAGACUUGACCGAAACCGGAAACCGCGCAUGAAAAGCCUCUGGCACCCAGAGUGGGAUGGAUGCCUUUUCAUAAACAAAACUUCCUCAAUUAGGAGGUGGCUAUUGGACAACUGACCUGUAUUUUAAGUAAUAAAUGAGUUUUAUAAACACAUUAUUCGGCUUAUAGGAGGAAGCGUCGUACCUACAACCAAUUAUUCAAUGAGGUUUUUUUGAUAAAAAAGGUAAGAAGAUAGAGUGUGUUUACGUCAGUGUCUGUAAAUAGUUAUCAUCCUUAAUAAUUAUGAUCGGGGCUGAAGGCUAACGCUGAUAACGCUUAUCGAGACCUUAAUACUUAUACUUGAAAGAGCUUAUAAACCUGUG